Lineus longissimus is the source of this 6215-nucleotide messenger RNA. RefSeq lists its product as uncharacterized. The record is from RefSeq and is a predicted model, not a curated record. Bases 151 to 4677 code for a protein of 1508 amino acids. NCBI's taxonomy places the organism in Eukaryota, Metazoa, Nemertea, Pilidiophora, Heteronemertea, Lineidae. The transcript has 4 exons.
AAACAUUUCAACCACCAAGCAUGACAAGUCUCAACAUGACUUGUAAACACUCAUUUUACACAUGCUCUGGCACAUAUACCCAGUUAACAUGCCGAGUGGAUAGGAAUUUUGUUCAUGGACAAGGAAAUGCUGGUGCAACACUGAUGAGACAUGAUGUCUGAUCAAUGUGAAGAAUUAAAUAAGAAGAUGGACAUGACCCAUGCCAAUGGUGAGAAUGGGGAGAAGAUGCAGAGACAGAGAGAGGCCAAGGAUGGGGACGGAGAGGAGCACGGCAAUCCGGAGGAUGCAGGGGUGAAACAAGAAGACGAGGAUGAGAGCCGAGAGGAUGUGACUGAGGAGGACAGCUAUGAGAGUGAUGGUAUAGGUCUAACAUUGACAGUGAAAGCCUUAGGUGAGGCUGGGCCUGAAACUGAUUUCAAUCGGGUAGAAUUUGGUCAUGAUAAUGGUGCUGAGGAUGAUGAUGAUGAUGAUAACAGUUAUAGUGAGGAUGAUGAAGAAGAAAUUGCUGAUGAUGAUGAUAUGUUCCAUGAUGAUGUUGAUAAUCUCUACGAUGCUUACCAAUCAGUUCUAGCAACCGACAGCAAUGAUCUUGAUCCUUUGGACACUUCAGUGAUAGAAGAUCCCUUCGCUGACCUGCCUCCUAUCAGUGAAGAUGACGAGCUAGGCAGUAGUGAAUUUUCCAAAUCAGUUGGAGAAAGCAAGGAAGAAUCGCUUGGUUUUGAAGACAGCAGUGUACAAACUGUUCUGCCAGCUUUUUUGAAAGGAAAGCUGGCGGUGCAGAGCUCUGGAAGUGAGUUAGCGACUGAUCAACUUAUUAGCAAAGAGAUUGUGGUCAGUGGUUCCACAGAGAAAGAGGUUUCUGAUUCUGAUGAAGUUGUAACUGGGAAACUUUUCGAGGCGACAGGUGAGAUGGUGGUUACUGAGGGGAAAGUCUCUCCAUUGGAGGAAGUGGCAACUGGUGCGGCUUUGAAGGAAACUGGUGAUAACAUGGACGGUGGAGGACGAGGGGAGGACAUAUCAGAAGAAAAUCCAUCUGACUUGACCGCACCAAGGGAAGAUGUCCCAGUCCCUAGAACUAGCUCUGUCAGUCACGAUGCUGUUGCCAUGAAUACAGUAUCCAAGGGAAGACAACAGAAAAUAAUAGAAACGAAAGACACUGUUAUUGUUACAGCUACUAAGGAGGAAGUCACAGUCAUAUCAAAAGGAGGGAAGAAUGAUUCUAGGGAGGAUGAUGUUGUGGAUUGUGGUGAUGGGGAUGCACCCUGCAUGCCCUGCAAAGACAAGCAUGGGGUGACUGGCAUGGUAGAACAGCACGGUGAAACAGCCGCAGAAUCACAAGACAUUUUACCUGACAAUGCAGUGGAGUUGAGAGGCUUGUCAUCAAGGGAGGACAAAGAUGUUGUGGAGCAUGAUGAAAGUGAGGCAGCCACUCAAGACCAAAACAUUGAAGAAAAGCAUGUUGAGGAAGCUACUGAAACACUUGAAACCACAGUAACCGAACCUGGCGAUUCUGUGGAUUAUGAUGAAUUAGCUGGAUGUCAAGAUGACGAGGCUGUCGGCCAUGUCAGCACAGACUCCCAAUCUGAGGAAUAUGGCCCGCUAGCAGGGAAUGAAGCUGCAGACGGUCAGAUCGAAGAUUCACAACAAGGACUCGUCUCGUCUCUUGACAGCGAAGCUGAAGCUGUGGGCGAUGAGGAAGAAGAAGCAAAGCAUGACGGCCAACUCCAAACUGAGGCUAAAUAUGACAGCGGGUGUGAGUCGGAGAGGUCUGAGCAGACUGUGUCCUGCCCGGUGGAGGGCGGACAGGUGUCGGACUCACAGCGGCCUGAGGCUGGUCAUGGACAUGAUGAAGAGAUAGAGGAGGAGCAGAUACAGUCAUCCAAAAAUUACCCGGACUUCAUCAACACGUGUGAAGAGAAACUAAAGGUGCAUUACGUGAGCUGCUAUGCGAAGGAAGCGCCACUAGACUGGUUCCACGUCCCCAACAAACCAACACAUCGUAUCUUCACCAACGUCAACCUGAUGGAACGAAACGGCAGCCGGCAUAAUCAAGUAUUGACCUUUGACCUUUUGAACUUUAAGCCUGGUUUGAGGAUACUAAUUGAGGGUCGUGCUGGUAUGGGCAAGAGUACUUUAAUCCAUCGCAUUGCAUAUGAUUAUGGUCUAGGUAUUUUGGCGACCUUGCAGCGGUUUAAGCUGGUCUUUGUUCUCGAUGUUUUGAAAUGGUCACGUGCGCAAGAGUUGCAUGAUGUUAUUUUGGAACAAGCUGUACAAGCAGAUGCGUGGGGAUUAGAAGCAGAUGAUCUCUUUGACUGGAUGCAGAACAAUCCAGAAGAUAUCAUCUUCUUCAUUGAUGGAUUGGAUGAGCAUCCCGGUUUCCCCGCCAGUCACAGUCUCCUCAGCCUCGCACAGGGACAACUCUACCCAAACAGUACUGUUGUCUUCACAACCCAACCAAACCGUGUUUUUGAAAUCACCGAUUGUUGCCAAAAGUUCUACGUCAUGCAGAAAUUCACAGAAAAACAGAUGCAAGGUUUCAUGGAGAGUUUUGUUGAGGGAAAAGAUAGCGAGCUUGAUGCGCUGAAACUUGAUCUCCUCUGUGAGAGACAUGUGGCCGACUUCUACAAGGUCCCGCUCCAUCUUGCUCUGCUUUGUACACUCUUUCAGAAUGGUGAGAUCAUUGAGAAUGACCCAAUCCCGUUCACCCUGACAGAGUUGUUUGACAGAGUCUUCGUGUACACGCUGCGUCAGCUGGUAGCAGAUCGGCACGUUGAUACUCAAAAAGAGCUCGAGUUGUCCAUGUUUGAAGAUAUGGCAUUUGUGUUGACCCGAUUGGCACUGUCAUGUUUGCAAGAAGAUAUUGUCUGUUUGUCCAAAAGUCAACUUGCAUCAGGGCAUGAAAUCGACGACGACCUUCUUGAUGCAUUCAUCCAAUAUGGCCUCCUGGAAAAAGUCAUUUGUCGUGAUGCAUACUUCUUCCCGUACAAACUCUUUCAAGAAUUCCUUGCUGCAAAAUUCAUUGCGAUUGAGUAUUUCAGCGCAGCCAACUCCGGCCAGAUUGGUGUUGUCCAGGACAUGAAUCACGUGCGUGAGCUGUUUGAGAUGUGCUGGUCAUGUUACAUCGAUGGUUACAAGUAUGAAGAUCUGUGUGUCUUCACGUCUGGUCUCCUCAGCCGGGACUAUAAUCAGUUUGUUGAUGCAUUAUGUAAACAGUACAGCCAGGCGCCUGAUGACUCGGCACGGGAAAUGUGUCUGAACGUGGCGUGUGCUUGCAUCAGUGAGAACGCCUCCAAUCGUGGUUUCAUCAGCUUGGUUGUUGACAGUCUUUCACCAAAGGGUGAUUUGUGCCUUGACAUCUCCACAGAUGAUGCCAGUGGGGCGCACCUGUUGGGCAUCGCUCACAUGCUGGCCGCGGACAAACUGCCCAAACUGAGUCUGGUCAACUACAACGUGAGUGAUGUGGAAGCCUUGCAUAGCAUCGCAGAUGCCCUUGCCGACACUGAGAGGCUGCGAUCAUUGGAGAUUGACUUCACUAACUUAGAUCCAACCUAUAACGGCAUGCCCAAGAUGAAAGGUGGCGAAGAAGAUUUCUCGCUAUUGAAACGGUUUGUUAAGGCGCUCUCUGUGAAUUCAUCAAUUCGCGACUUGGCAUUCCGACUCAAUGUUGAUAUGAUGAGUUUACAAGGUGUUGAAGUCGUAUCAGCGUUGUUCCUCAAUGUGCUCGGUGAUCUCAAAUCACUCGGGGUGCAUGUCUAUUUUGAUAAGACGUCAUCGUAUUUCCAAGAUUGCCCAAUCAUCAAGGAGAGCAUCACAUCCUACGAAAACCUGAACCUGCUGAUUUCUCGGUUCACCGUCUUCCUCCAGAACAACUCCAUAUUGGAGAAACUGGAACUAAAUGGCUGCUUCCUGCAUCGCGAUGCCCUCCCUGAACUCAAACACAACAUCAUCAACCAUAAGUAUCUCCGCGCCAUCUCACUCGCCGGUCAGAAUGAGGGCGCUCCGAUACACCGUGAAGGUACAAAUGCACUUGCCGAGAUUCUGUUACAGAAGAACUUUGAUGAAGUCUCGCUCGACCUGAACAGCUUCCUCACGCACCAACCCGACAAGUACAGCCUCAAAGACAGCCGCGUCAAAUUCGACACAAUGCAGUUUGAAAACGAGCUGAUCAUUGCGAAGCUUUUGAAGGCGAUGCAGGGCAAUGGCAAGUUGAAGCAGGUGAAGCUGGUGUGUCGCCAGAUCGAUUGUGAUCUACUUGACCACAUGGCUGACUUUGUCGAGGACUGCCUGUCAUUGACCUCGCUUGAGAUUUCCUGCGAGGAAAUGGAUGACUUGUUUAUGUUGUUCCUUGGUUGCGGAAUCUUAUGUUCUUGGAUGUUAGAAAGCCUGACGCUCCGGGGCAAGUUUGAUUCAGGGGGUGCCACCUUUCUCUUGGUUCAGUCGUGUGUUAUGAGCCUUUCAUUGAAAUCAGUCACACUCUCCGGGUCAUUUUCUCAGGACUGCAUUGAUUGGUUGGCUGUUUCCUUGCCUAAUUUGAAUAUUCAGUGCACUCACCCAAUGACCUUGACCCUUCAAGGUCGGGUAGAUGAAGGUGAGACCGAUUCUGUCCUUGAAUCGAUUGAACAGCUGAAAGAGUGUGUCCUCCCUCUUGAUCUGCUCUUAGAGACCGAGUUCAAUUGAUCACAAUCAAGUUAGAGACUGACUUUUAUUGUUGUGGGGAGACAUUUAGUGUUGCCUGAUUCCGAUGUCUCAACAAUUUAAUGUUGUGGGGAUGUCCAAGGUUAACUUAUUUCCGAAACAUGACAGGAUAAGUUCAAGAAGAAGAAUUGUUUGCUCGGUGGUAAUGUUCUCAUCAUCAUGUGCAUCUUUGGACAGUCCAGGCAAAACUGGUUUGUUACCAAUUCAUUAUACAAAGUUUCGUUGCUCGAGGUGGAGGUGGGCUGUUUGGGCUGAUGCAUUAAGAAUGUGGAGGACAAAGCUUUACAACAGUAUCCACACGAGUCUGUCUAUCAUUGCUUGUCUUUCUCUCCAUUCUCUUCAGAAUGUUCCAAAUCGACAAGGAAUCCGACCCAUUUUGGUUUGCCCCUCUUGCUUGGUCAAUCGUAGCUGUAGUUGAUGCUAGUGCCAUGUGCUAGGUGCAGGUUGAAAACCUCCACCAGUUGAUUGGCGCACAAUGAAUGUGCACGUAUCUCAAUAGGUGCUUGGAGGAUCUUUGGUAAUUUUUGCAUUUUUCUAAACGUAGAAAUGAUUGUACUGUACUUACAUUGUAGAGAAACCUAGUUUGGUUGCUAUGGUUACAGUGUUUCCUCCAGAAAUAGAUUCAAGGGUGGACAGCAGUGGUGAAAUUUGUAGUCCAGUUUAAUUUCUUGGUCAAAAUCCAUAUAUUUCCAUCUUUCGGGUUUUUUAGGGGAAGACAUACCCCCUGCCUGCCCCUUUGGAGGGAGAAACCCUGUAGCAUACAUUUUAGAUUUUCUAUGUUUUACAAAUGGUGUCGUGUCAAAUAUCUGUAAAUACUUGUAAUUUAGAUACAUACGUGUACAUGUUUAGCUUUUAUAGAAAACAUGAUGUCCAUGUGUCAACUUGCCGAGAUUUUGUUUCAUACAAACUUUAUGAAAUACGUAUGACGUGUUUGACUGUGGCCAACUCCACAGCUGCAGGUAACAGUGAUGUCAAUACAGUGUCAAGGUGCAUGCAUUUCAUGUCUGCUUCAGAUGACAGGUAAAAUAGGUCUUUUGUACAGGUGCCACUCUACCGGGCUAAUCAUGUUGUAAUAGUAUAAUUAUGUUGCUCUGUAUUCAGUUCAAUUCUGAUGUAACUGUGUGUAUAUGACUUGUACAUGCAGAUGCCCCCUGGCUUGUGUUUUAGGUACUUCCCUUGAUGAGCUUGUGUUUAGGUACUUCCCUUGAUGACUUAUACAUGCAGCCAUGCCCCUGGCUUUCGCAUGGACAUUGGUGUAUUACUGCAUUCAAAUCCCAGUGAACUUCAGUAAGUUGUAAAAGUUAAACAUUGAGGAGAGUGAGACUAUAUUUCAGUUUUAAUUUGUGUUUAUUCCAAAACCUACCUUCAAUAAUUCAUGUAUCAUUUACCUUUUCUUCCAAGACAUACAUGUAUUGAGACUUUUGCUGCGGGCCGGAAAAGUUGGAUAAGAUUAUUUUGUAACUGGUAGAUUUGUAAAGAAAUUUUUACUUUCAAAAUAAAAUCUAUUUUGAUGAAAAAUA